AUGGCACGGAGAAACCUAGCCGAUUGUCCGCCGACAGACACCACUGAAGAAGAUGAGCGUCAACCUGAGACAUCUGGAGAUAAUGAUGCACGUUUCCAGGCCCAAGAAGAGAUUCUCCAUGGCGGAGAUAAGGGCCUUGCCAUUCCAAAAACCACCACACAGUCCACUGCUGCCGAAAAUUCGGUACAUCUGGAACAAACACUUCAACCCUAUGGUGAUGAGAUAAGCUCCAACGUGAGAUCAGCGAGUCAGGGGGAAGCUUCAGAUACCGAUGGAAAAUAUUCACCCGAGAAUACUGGGCUGGAAGUAUCCGCCGGCGUCGAAACUGCAAGUCAUUCAAACGGAAACGCAACCGGCGGGGGUCAGGAAUUGUCUCAACUAGGAGCUAUCAUCCUUGCCAAGAUCAGACAACGAUUCCUUUUUAUGUUACCAUCCAGGACCACCUAA
Messenger RNA from Fusarium vanettenii 77-13-4, 447 nucleotides. RefSeq lists its product as uncharacterized. The coding region runs from base 1 to 447 and encodes 148 amino acids. NCBI's taxonomy places the organism in Eukaryota, Fungi, Ascomycota, Sordariomycetes, Hypocreales, Nectriaceae. The record is from RefSeq and is a predicted model, not a curated record. The transcript has a single exon.